Melopsittacus undulatus (budgerigar) is the source of this 4744-nucleotide messenger RNA. RefSeq names its product protocadherin beta-15-like. The record is from RefSeq and is a predicted model, not a curated record. Gene Ontology annotation, biological process: homophilic cell-cell adhesion. NCBI's taxonomy places the organism in Eukaryota, Metazoa, Chordata, Aves, Psittaciformes, Psittaculidae. Gene Ontology annotation, cellular component: plasma membrane. The transcript has a single exon. The coding region runs from base 1 to 2442 and encodes 813 amino acids. Gene Ontology annotation, molecular function: calcium ion binding.
AUGGAGACCGCAAGGCAAGUGCUCUGUCUCUGUGCUUUCCUCUCCCUGCCGCACGCUCGCGCCGAGCCCAUCCGCUACUCCGUAGCCGAGGAGAGCGAGAGCGGCUCCGUGGUAGCCAACGUGGCGGAGGACGCGGGGCUGGCCCCGGCGCAGCUCUCGGCUCGCCGCGCCCGCCUGCUCUCGGAGGACGGCCGGCAGCACUUUCGCUUAGACCCGGGCAGCGGCCGCCUCGUCGUGGCCGAGAGGCUGGACCGCGAGGAGCUGUGCGGGCAGUCCGCUACCUGCACGCUGCCCUUCGAGCUCCUGCUGGCAAACCCCGUGCAGUUCUUUCGGGUGGAGGUGGCCGUGGAGGACAUCAAUGACCACGCGCCCGUUUUCCCGGAGGAGCGGGUCAUUCUUAAGAUCCCAGAAACGAGCAACCUCGGUUCUCGUUUCCCUCUGGAGGGGGCUCAGGAUCCCGAUGUGGGCAGCAACAGCAUCCAGACUUACAGCAUUGAUCCCGAGAACAAGUACUUUAGUGUCGCUUUUGGGAGUCAGAUAAAGGCCAAGAAGUAUGUCGAAUUGGUCCUGAAAAAGCCACUCGACAGAGAGGAGCAGGCAGAGAUGGAUUUCAAUCUUAUUGCUGUAGAUGGGGGCUCUCCACCCAAGAGUGGAACCACCCAAAUCCACGUUGUCGUUAUAGAUGUAAAUGACAACGCUCCCAUCUUCUCACAGGACCUUUAUGUUGGGCAGGUUUUGGAAAACACUUCAGAGGGCUCUGUAGUUCUCAGAGUAGUGGCAACCGAUCAGGAUGAGGGAGUUAAUGGGGACAUCUCCUAUCAGUUCAGCCAAGCAGGAGACCAGAGCUACUCGGCAUUCAUGAUAGACCGCAUGAAUGGUGAAAUUAAACUCACAAAGCCUCUGGACUUUGAGGCGGCAGAGAAACAUGAACUCAAUGUGCGGGCCACAGAUGGAGGGGGCCUCUCAACAAUCUGCAGAGUGUUGGUGGAAGUGGUGGAUGUGAAUGACAAUGCACCAGAGGUGAUGGUAAAUUCCUUCAGCAGCCCCCUCCCUGAGAAUGCAUUGCCUGGAACAGUGGUCGCUCUGUUUACUGUCAGGGACCGGGAUUCUGGUGCCAAUGGGAAGAUCUCCUGUGCCCUUGAGGACCAGCUGUCAUUCUCCUUGCGGCCAGCCUAUAAGAAUUACUUUGAGCUGGUGACUGUGAGUGCACUGGACAGGGAGGAGAUGGCACGGUACAUCCUGACAGUCACAGCAGCAGACGCGGGAUCACCUCCUCUCACAACCACCCAGACCUUCACAGUGGACAUCUCUGAUGUGAAUGACAAUGCACCUGUGUUCAACCAGACAUUGUACACAAUGUAUGUACGUGAGAACAAUGUCCCCACGGUGCUCGCUGGAACCGUCUGUGCCAUAGAUGGAGACGUGGGGCCUAAUGCCAAGGUGACCUAUUCCCUCGUCCCAGCCUACCCUACAGAGCAGCCUCCCUGCUCCUGCAUCUCUGUGAACUCUGAGAAUGGAGAUGUGUUUGUGCUGCGGCCCCUGGACUAUGAGCAGGUGAGGCAAAUUGAGUUCCUGGUGAGCGCCUCUGAUGCAGGGUCACCUCCUCUCAGAGCCAAUGUCACCGUCCAUCUUGUUGUGGUGGAUGAAAACGACAAUGCUCCACUGGUGCUGUACCCCUCACAGGACAGCAGCUCUCCAUCCAGUGAGCUGGUGCCCAUUUCAGCUGAGGCAGGCUACCUCAUCACCAAAGUUGUGGCUGUCGAUGCUGACUCAGGGCAGAACUCAUGGCUCUCGUACCACCUGCUGAGGGCCACUGAUCCUGGACUGUUUGUGGUGGGUGCCCAAAGUGGGGAGGUGCGACUGAGGAGAUCAGUGACAGAGAGAGACACUGUGAAGCAGAAACUCGUAGUGCUAGUGCGAGACAAUGGGCAGCCUCCACUGUCAGCCACUGCGGCAAUGCGUGUACUCCUGCUCAGUGACUUCUCGGAUGUGCGCCUGACACACAGCAGCCUGACCACAGAGAAUGAGGGCAGCUCCCUUACAAUAUAUUUAAUCAUUUCAUUGGUUUUUGUCUCACUCCUCUUCCUGGUGUCCACAGCAGCCUUUGUCAUUCUCAAGGUGUGCAAGAGAAAGAAGCUGAAGGAUGGGCAUGUGCUUUAUGGUGCCAGCAACUUACAGAGUAGCCUUGCUGAUGCAGGUGCUGCAGGGACCCUGCCCCACGCCUAUUGCUAUGAGAUCAACCUCACGACGGGCUCUGGCAACAGUGAGUUCAAGUUCCUGAAGCCCAUCCUCCCCAGCCUGCCACCACAGCUCAAUGCCACAGGUGGGGCUACCAACAAUGAGCAAGAUUUCCCUUGUGGUCCUCUCUCUGUGGAGGAUGUGGCACCAGAUAACCCUGGGAUGCAUUCUGCAGAACAGUUCAAUAGUCUUUCCUUUAACUAACAUGGUAUUGGCACAGCCAGAGUCUUCACAUCUCAUGACCCAAAGGCUUCCUACCUUUGACAUUGGUGCUUCCAGAGUUAAUCUGCAGUUGGCACUGGCAAUUUCCCACAAAGUCAUUAAAAAUAUUGACUUCUCCCACAAAAAAAACCCUAAAACAAAACAAACAAACAAAAAUCCCUAACAAAACUUAAUGAGACUAGUGCUCCCUUAUUCAAUGAAUGCCAUGUUUCUGCUCUGUUACAGCCAUUUCUGAAAUGCUUUGAGAUUGGUUUUAUUUCCAGGACCCAACUAAGUUCUUAGAUCCCUUACUGGCAGGCAAGACCAUGGACCUAUUCCUCUGUGUUGUAACACAAUGGCACAGUUGGAUGGACAAACUGCAACCUUCCUGAAAUGCUCACAGCCCUCCUCAUGCAUCAGAAAAUGAAGGACGUUGUGGGUACUGUGUGACAAUGUGAUAUGAGCACGGGGCUCUCUCUCCUCUGGGUUCUGGAUGUCUCUGUCUGAGAUGGGGGAGUUGUGUGUGUUUUUCCUUCUGGACAGUGUCUGUCUGUACAGUUGUGCUUCUGCCUACACUGCACAAGGUCUUCCCACUGAAGCAGGCAGUUGUUCCAAUCCUGCAGUUGAGAUUCCAGUGAAGCAGGAAGAAAUAUAUUUUGACCCUUUGGUACAACAGUCUCAUUAUCUCUAGGGGAGAGCAGAAAACUACACAAGAUUUUCCCUAGGCCCAUAAUGGAUGUUUAGGUGAUCUGCCUCUUGGAAAACAGAGCAGCACAAAUGGUGUUGGAAUAAAAUCUUGUGGACCAGGCUAGAUUAGGAUAGAAGUAUUCAAUUUGAAGGGACCUACAAUGAUCAUUUGGUCCUACUGCUUGAUCCUUUCAGGGCUGACCAAAGUUAAACUAUGAUUUUAACAGCAUUUUACAAAUGCCUGUUAAACAUAGACUUGCAACAUUGAUCACCUCUCUAGGAAGCCUGUUCCAGUGUUUGACCACCCUUUCAGGAAAGAAAUGCUUCCUGAUAUGACAUUUAAACAUCCCCUGGCAUAGUUUUAAAACAUUUCCAUAUGAGGUAUCACUGGAUAUGAGGGAGAAAAGCUCAGUGUCUCCCUCUCUACUUCCCCUCCUUAGGAAGCUGGCCCUUACAUGUUUCUUCAGUAUUGUGCAGUGUUUGAUGCCAAUAGAAUGCAGUCUACAUUCUUGGCUGCCAGGACACACUGCUGGCUCCUACUGAGCCUGGUGCACACCAGCACCCCCAGCAGCUGCCUUUCUGCAGGGCUGCCCUCCAGCCUCUCCUUGCCCAAUUUACACUGAAAUUCAGAAAAACUACAUCCACCACUUUCUCUUCAUCAAGGAGGCAGGUGACCUUAGUACCCAGCAUGAUCUCCAUAUUUUGUCCAGCAGCUGGGGUGAGACCAACACAUCUGUAUUUGCCUGUGGCUUUCCUCAUACCUUUCUUGCAGACUGGAAGAACAUCAACUGCCUUCAAGCCAGGAAGCUUAGGGGACUGUCCUCUGUUUCAGGAGAUUGGGCAGCCCUGGGGGCUAACAAUUUAAUUAAGUGAGGCAAGAAAAACACUGAAUGGCUCCUUUUCUUCAUCCCUGUUAUUCAGGGAGUGACCAUCUUUCAUAAGUACCAGUCUAAUAUUUUCUUUUCAAACUUCUCCUGCAAUGAACUUACUUUAAAAGCCAUUCCUGUUGUUCACCACAACAGUGGCCAGUUUCAACUCUGAUCAUGUUUUGGCCUUUCAUGCCUUCUCCCUGUAUAUAUGAACCACAGCUCUGCAAACUUCUUGCAAAGACUGACCUUGCUUUCAGAGAUCAUUUAAUUUCUUUUCCUCUGGAGCUCCACAAGGGUUCCCUUUUAGCCAAAGGUUUAGCCAAGCUGGUUGUCUGCCCUACACGCUGGACUUUUGGCACUCUGGAGUUGUCUCAUGAUAAGCAUAUGGAGUUGUGAGAUGUUCCUUGUCCUUGGGUGGUUUGUAGAGAAGCUCCACAAGUUGCUUCAAGGGACUUUUUAUGAAGGUAGAAUUGAGAUGAAAUCAGAAAAGGGACAUUGUGUUUGGCCUUGUCAUUCAAAUUCAGAAUUGUUUCUGGAUUUGGAAGUUUAUUGAUGGGAGUUGAAAUGUGUCCUGCUAUGAUUUUUGGUUUUUCUCUUAGAGCAUUUGCAUUCUUGUUUUUGUCUUUUCUCCUACUCUGCCAACUGUAUUUGAGCAGACUGAAUGCAUGCAGUGUGGCAUGGCAUAUUGGGAAACCCUCACACUGUGUUGUGCUGCAGUUAUAAACUGCUAUUUUAAUGUGGGAUACCCU